Molecule: messenger RNA, 2630 nt
Organism: Etheostoma spectabile (orangethroat darter)
Lineage: Eukaryota; Metazoa; Chordata; Actinopteri; Perciformes; Percidae
Gene: znf821
Product: zinc finger protein 821
Biological process (GO): regulation of transcription by RNA polymerase II
Cellular component (GO): nucleus
Molecular function (GO): DNA-binding transcription activator activity, RNA polymerase II-specific; RNA polymerase II cis-regulatory region sequence-specific DNA binding
Source: RefSeq, a predicted model, not a curated record
CUGCUUUGGCUUUUACGUUCGAGAGAUCAGCUGAGCUCGUGCGUCGCUGCAGUGAGUGCACGGAUGCCAGCGGCUCGGGAUCGGAGCAACUCGGGGCCGCUCGGUGGCUCUCUGGUCGGGCUUGGACAUCAUUUUACAUCCCCGUAUCGACUGGAGACCGUUUUUUUAUUAACCGCUGCCUGCAAGAAUGUGACUCUUUUAUGUAUCCGUUUUUUUUUUUUAUUAUUAUUAUUUUUUAUGGUUCCGACUCUACUGAUCGAGUAGACGAUUUGAUCACAUUUUUUUUACUAUUAUUCUUUCGUUCACCAUCUGUGCCCUCAGUGCGGAAAACACCUGGACUGGUGUCAGGGGAACCGUGCGGGGUUUGGAGGAGAUUCCAGGUUUUUACCGGGAGUGGGCUAUAAUAUGUCCAGGCGAAAACAGACCAACCCCUUCAAAGUUAACUGGCCUUUCCACACUUUAGGCAUUACAGGACUUCAGCACACUAUUAACAUGGAUGGCAGGGACGAAUUCACAGAAGACAGUGAAUGCUGCAGCAACAACUCCCAGGAAGUACAAGAGCAGGAUAGCAUCUCAGAAGACAGUGAUAGUGACCUUAACAACCACGGUGAGGACUCGUCCUCCAACACCUCCGCUGACGACCACAUGAGCACCAAGAGAACGCAGUGCCGCCUACAAGGAGCGGGCGUCAAAGAGGAGAGCGAGGAAGGGGCAGACCACGGCAGCAACUUUGUUUGUCCUCUCUGCACGCUGGAUUUCAGCAGCCCUGAGAAGCUCAUCUCCCAUGUCUACCAGCACACGACAAUGAUGAGCAAUAGCAAGAGCUAUGUGUGCCCAGUGUGUGGGCGAGCCCUGAGUUCGCCUGGCUCGCUUGGACGGCAUCUUCUCAUCCACUCUGAGGACCGCCUCUCCAACUGCGCUGUCUGUGGCGCACGCUUCACAGACACCAACAACUUCCACAGGGAGAAGCUUAAAGAUGUCCUUGACACAACCAUGAUGGAUGUCCCAGAUGGAAGUGACACCUGUUCCAUGUCCCUUUCUAGCAGCCCCAUGACCAGCCCGGGCCACAGCACUUGCUCCUGCCACGGACCAGGCCCCAGUUCAUGUCAGGUCCCUCACCCCUGUCAAGCUGACCCCAACCCCAAUCUAUGUCAAACCCAUCAUACCUGCCAGGGACCAGGCCACAUCCUGAGCCAGUGUCAAGGCCCCAGACCAUGUCACGGCUCAGGACCAUGCGCAGUCUCUGACCAAGGAUCCUCCUUUCCCUCAUUGCCCGACAGCCUCCUGUCUGAAGGGCCAUCACUUGCAUCAAUGCCCGAUGCUCUUAACUCCUCUUCCUCAGGCUUUCCUCCCAUCCCUGACAUCCUGAGCCCUAUAAAAGUGUAUCCUGCCGGAGUGCUGCUGGUGUGCAACAGCUGCAUGGCCUAUCAGCAGUUAGUGGACGCCCAGUCGCCGCUGCGAAAAUGGGCCCUGCGUAGAAAGAACGAACCCUUGGAGGCCCGCAUGCAACGUCUAGAGCGCGAGCGAAACGCAAAGAAGAACAAGCGGGCAUGUGAAACGGAAGAUGAGAGGGAACUGAGGAGGCUGCGGGACCGCGAGGCCAAGCGCAUGCAGAGGAUGCAGGAAUCAGAGGAGCAGCGGGCACGCAGGCUGCAGAGGGACAGGGAGGCCAUGCGUAUGAAGAGGGCCAACGAAACGCCAGAGAAGAGGCAGGCCAGGCUGAUCCGCGAGAGGGAGGCGAAGAGGAUCAAGCGACGGCUGGAGAAGAUCGAUCCUGCUCUGAGGACACAGAUAGAGCACGAUCCUGCUGCCAUGGCUGCCCUCACGGCAGACAUGAGUCUCUUUCAGUUCCCCUGCCCUAUGCCUGUUCCUUCCAUUGAUAACGGUCUGUUCAUGAAGCUGCCCUAAAAGUGCCAGGCAACUAGUGGGGGGGGGGGUGGGAGGCAACUUGCCUCUGGCAGCACCAUUAACCUCUGCACUCUGCCAUCAAGCUGCCAUGGUCACAGUGAACCAUUCCUAGCUGCUUUACUUCCAGCUUCUUCUGUGUGGAACAGCGUCAAAGACAGACUGCUUUGUUAAAUACAGCAAAAAACUACUUCAAUUUGUAAUUUAUUACAGUUUAGAAAACCUUGGGAACAGGGUGGAGAAUGUUUCAUAUUGUAUGGAUGAUGACAUAAAAGCAUGUUGUAAAGAGAUUUAUCUGUUUGUCUGUGUGCUAGCAGAUUUAACAGUUCAUUCUAGUAGGAGCAGUUAUACUUCCUUUGAGGGGAAACAAAAAUCUUUUUGCACAUGGACCUUCAGUGACAGGAGUGGGGACUUUGUAGCCACCGCCCCCCUCCCUUCUGGUCCACUCCGCCACCCCAGUGACUCGGGUUUACCGGUAGCUACACCUCUCUCUUCAAGCUGCCACCAUGGGUCCCUGGGAAGUUCAUAUUCAGUCAAACUCUACUACCUCAGCUGGCGCCAUGGUCGCACACUCUGUCUCGUGGCUAUCUGCGUUCCAACUCCAAGCUUCCAAAGCUCUACAUGUACUGUACACUACUACAGAGGAUGCGGCUGGUUUCCCACAAUUUGUGUUUGCAUAUCUCACUCAGGCACUUUCAAUAGGGCACAAACAUUCACAGGAGCAA